Molecule: messenger RNA, 1032 nt
Organism: Prorocentrum cordatum
Lineage: Eukaryota; Dinophyceae; Prorocentrales; Prorocentraceae
Source: the annotation of a GenBank genome assembly
GACGGGAUCCGUGCGAGCAAGUAUGGUGCGCACCUCUUCCACACGAAGUACGAGCGCGUGUGGGACUACGUGACGCAGUUCUCCGAGUGGAUCCCUUUCGACCACCGCGUGCGCGGGCUCGUGCCAGACAAGGACGGCAACAAGCAGCUGGUGCCGAUCCCGCCAGUGCAGUCCACCGUGAAGAAGCUCUUCGGCGAGGAGAUAAACACUGAGGAGGACAUGAUCGCAUAUUACGACAAGGUCCGGGUGAAACCAGCUCACGGCGGGGAUCCCAAGAACAGUGAGGAGGCGGCGCUGGCGCGGGUGGGACCCGACCUGUACGACGCCAUCUUCAAGAGGGGAAGGGCACUAUACCAAGAAGCAGUGGGACAAGUACCCCGAGGAGCUGGAUGCGUCCGUGAUGAUGCGCUUGCCGUGCAGGACCAACACGGACGAGCGCUACUUCCCCGACGACUGGCAGGCGCUGCCGCUGCGGGGGUACACGCGGAUCUUCGAGAACAUGAUCCUGAGGGACCCGGGGAUCCCAACAUCUCCGUCCGGGUGAACUGUGACUACUUCGCGGAGAAGGAUGCGGGCAGGCUGCCAGAGUUCGGCAACCUCAUCUACACUGGUCCCAUCGACACUUAUCCCGACCAGGGCAUGCCCAAGCUGGAGUACAGGUCGAUCCGCUUCGAGGAGGAAUUCAUACCAGAGCCUGAUGCAGGUUUUUUUCAGGAGACCCUCGCCAUGGUGAUCAACUACCCAUCCUCCGACGUGCCGUUCACGCGGAUAGUUGAGUACAAGCACGUCCCCAACCAGACAGAGGCCGUCAAGGAGGGCAAGGUCAAGGGCACCCUGAUCGCCAAGGAGUUCAGCAUGGCAGACGGACCGGAAGGGGGGGGACCCGUACUACCCGGUCCCGAACCCCGAGAACCAGGCGCUGUACGAGAAGUACCGGGCCCUGGCGGAGAAGGAGGAGGGCGGCAAGGUGUGCUUCGUAGGACGGACGGCUGGCCUCGUACAAGUACUUCAACAUGGACCAGGCCAUCCUGA